Messenger RNA from Stegostoma tigrinum, 2446 nucleotides. RefSeq names its product core histone macro-H2A.2. Gene Ontology annotation, cellular component: nucleosome. Bases 176 to 1348 code for a protein of 390 amino acids. Gene Ontology annotation, molecular function: DNA binding; protein heterodimerization activity; structural constituent of chromatin. The record is from RefSeq and is a predicted model, not a curated record. The transcript has 10 exons. Lineage: Eukaryota; Metazoa; Chordata; Chondrichthyes; Orectolobiformes; Stegostomatidae. Gene Ontology annotation, biological process: nucleosome assembly.
UCCUUUUGCUGAUAGGCUGAGUUUGUAUUUUCAAACGGGUUGCCGGAGAGAGCGCUUCCCCUUCCUGCUCUAUCUACAGUAUUAACACAGGAGGGAACAAGAGCUGCAACCACCACUGCCGCCUGGAGCAGGGAGAUCCACAGUUUGUUUAAUAUUCUGACUCUCAACAUUCAAGAUGUCAGCCCGAAGUGGAAAGAAGAAGAUGACCAAGUUAUCACGCUCAGCCAGAGCAGGGGUAAUAUUUCCCGUUGGUAGGAUGAUGCGAUAUCUGCGGAAAGCGACCUUCAAAUAUCGUAUUGGAAUGGGAGCACCUGUUUACUUGGCGGCAGUCAUAGAGUAUCUAGCAGCUGAAAUCCUGGAACUCGCUGGAAAUGCAGCAAGAGAUAACAAGAAGAGCAGAAUAACUCCAAGGCAUAUCCUGUUGGCAGUAGCAAAUGAUGAAGAACUAAAUCAACUGCUAAGAGGAGUAACAAUUGCAAGUGGUGGUGUGCUGCCUAGAAUUCAUCCUGAACUUUUGGCAAAGAAACGUGGUUCCAGAAGUAAAGCAGAAACCAUUCUUUCUACACCAUCAGAAAAGAAAGCAAAAAAGGCAAAGACUUCUCCCGUCAAAAAAUCUAUCAAGAAAUCAUCCAUGAAAAAAGCUCCAAAAUCCAAGUCAGUCAGAAAAGGUAAACGGGCAGAAAAUAAGGAAGGAGCAUCCAGUUCCACAUCAGAUGAUGUACCUGGUGAAGGAUUCACAAUUCUUUCCACAAAAAGCCUUUUCCUGGGGCAGAAGCUGUCUUUGACUCAGAGUGAAAUCAGCAACAUUGGUUCAAUUAAAGUUGAAUGCAUCAUUAACCCAACAAAUGCUGAAAUAGAUCUGAAAGAGGACGUAGGUAAUGCUUUGGAGAAAAUGGGUGGAAAGGAGUUUGUGGAUACUGUGAAAGAGCUGCGGAAAUCUAACGGACCUUUGGAAGUAACUGGGGCUGUUUUGGGUCUGGCCCCUGGACUGCCAGCGAAGUUUGUAAUUCACUGCAACAUCCCACAGUGGGGAGUGGAUAAAUGUGAAGAGCAACUGGAAAAAACUGUGAAGAAUUGCCUGACCUUGGCAGAUGAGAAGAAACUUAAAUCAAUCGCUUUCCCAUCCAUCGCCAGUAGCAGGACCAGCUCUCGAGCUUCAGGUCGGUCUGCAAACCAAUCAAGAAAUUGUUUCCCAAAGCAUAUUGCAGCACAGCUCAUCCUCAAGGCCAUCUCCAAUUAUUUUGUUAACACAACGGCAUCAUCGCUGAAGAACAUAUUUUUUGUCUUAUUCGACAGUGAAAGCAUCGGUAUCUAUGUGCAGGAAAUGGCAAGACUUGACACAAAGUAAUGUGUUUUUAUCUUCUUUUUUAAAGAAAUGGAAAGCUGGAGAUUUUAACAGCUUUUUGUCUGAAAAUACGUGUGUGCGCGUGUGGGUGGGUGUGUGUGCGCGUGUGUGUGUAUGUUUCUCAAAUAAAUGAGAAGGUGCAAAGUAUGAGCUCUGUUAUCAAAAACUUACUCUGAAAUUUGAAGUCUGAACUUUGGUUACAUUUUUUAUAGUACUCCUAAGCAGGCAAAAUUUUUGAAAAUUACUUUGGUGUGGAGAGGCAAACAAAAAAAAUCAGAAAACAACCUUGAUACUGUGCAUCUUUUACUUUUUUUGGUGAUUUCACAGAUACUUAGAACUUUUCAAAAAAAAUUGUGGAAGAUAUUGUUUUAUGACUCCAUGUAAAUGUUGUUUUAAGUAUCUUUUUUUUAUUGCUAAGCUAAUGCAUUGGUUUCACAUUCCAGUGUGUAAAGGAACAAAUGAAGCAGCAGUUUGGCUGCAUUAUGUCUCUGUAUCCGUUUGCUGUAGUUUGAUAGUGUGGCUUUUUAAAAAAAAUAAAAACGAAAAAAAAUUGUAUCGGGAUUCUGAUAUUAGCUAGAAAGGUGGUCCAUGAUAAGGAAAUAUGUAGCAAUUCUGACAAUGAAGUACUUUUUUGAAGUAGAAAAUGGCAGUUAAGCUGCUUGUAACUACAGCUGACUUGUUUUUAAGGGAUGUGUUUUGCAGGAUGCAUCUAUUUAACAUUGGUUUGGUGUACGAUCAAGUGUAUUUACUAACCCUGAGCAUGAAGAUGGUGACCGUUGACUUCCUUCAAAAAAAAGUAUUGUGGUUUUUCUUAGUACUGUACAGUCAAACAAUGCUAGAGAAGAAGAAUGAUCCAUCUUUCAGCUGUGAAACAGUUCUUGACCAUUAUAGGUUAAAAGAAAACAAUGGCACAAGACUUUUUUUUUUGUCAUGUCUAGUGAAGCAAAUAUUUCAGCCAGAUGUAUUAUGUGUCUAUCUUAAAUUCUAAAGUACAGUGUUUGUUUUAUAUUUGUGUGCACCAGAUUGACUGAAAUUUUCAGCAUUCUUGGGGAGAGCACCUUUUAAUCACAUAAAAUGUAUGAUUAAAACAAUAUACUCUGA